CGCAGUCCCUUCAUCGCGCCCCGCCCCGUCUACCCCGCCUGCGCGUCGUGGGAGGAGCCUGUAGCACGAGGCCUCGUAACUGUCCGGAAGCUGCGGGGGCUUAAGCUAUGGCUGAGGGCAGCCGUAUACUACAGGCCCGGGCGCUCCUGCAGCAGUGCCUGCACGCCCGGUUGCAAAUUCGCCCAGCCGAUGGGGACGCCGCGGCCCAAUGGGUGGAGGUUCAGAGAGGAUUGGUGAUCUAUGUGUGCUUUUUCAAGGGAGCUGAUAAAGAACUUCUUCCCAAAAUGGUUAAUACACUGUUAAAUGUGAAAUUAAGUGAAACAGAAAAUGGCAAACAAGUCUCUAUAUUGGAUCUACCUGGCAACAUUCUUAUUAUCCCUCAAGCUACCCUUGGAGGAAGACUAAAAGGAAGAAACAUGCAAUAUCACUCUAACUCUGGAAAAGAAGAAGGGUUUGAACUUUACUCUCAAUUUGUUACUCUGUGUGAAAAAGAAGUAGCUGCUAAUAGCAAGUGUGCUGAAGCUGGGGUUAUAGUGGAACAUGGCACUUAUGGGAAUAGGCAGGUGUUAAAGCUAGACACCAACGGACCAUACACACACUUAAUUGAGUUUUGAAAGUGAAAACCUAGUUUCUAUAGCUGUUUUCUGGUAUGAAGUGAUCUAGAGUAUAAUUAGGUUUUAUUCCCCUUCAUCUUGAAUAUACCAAUCUUCAGCAUUUUGGGAUAAGAAAAUCUUGCGUUUCAUAUAUAAUUCUAUAACCUGCUAAUCGGAUGACUUUGCCAAGUCACCUAAACUCUGGAUCUCAGUCGCCUUUUGUCCUACAUUCCUCUACCCUUCUACUUGAAAAUUUGAAAUAUGCUGUGUAUUCACUUCAUAGUCAUUAAGGAAAUGUUCUUAAUUGUGUUU
Sapajus apella (tufted capuchin) is the source of this 905-nucleotide messenger RNA. RefSeq names its product D-aminoacyl-tRNA deacylase 2 (gene DTD2). Bases 108 to 614 code for a protein of 168 amino acids. The record is from RefSeq and is a predicted model, not a curated record. Lineage: Eukaryota; Metazoa; Chordata; Mammalia; Primates; Cebidae. Gene Ontology annotation, molecular function: D-tyrosyl-tRNA(Tyr) deacylase activity. The transcript is spliced from 3 exons. Gene Ontology annotation, biological process: tRNA metabolic process. Gene Ontology annotation, cellular component: cytoplasm.